UUGGGAGCUGCAAGAGUGGUUGUCUACAUUCAGCUGCACAAUGUCGUUGUACUUCGCCGUAUUUGGUUUCCUUGUUGCAACUGUCCAUGGAGUUUCAGGAUGUCCUCCUGGAUUCACGGGGUAUAAAUGUGACACUCAGUGUGCGCCAGGGUGCCUCAACGGAGCCUGUACUCUACAGGACCACGGAGGAAUAGCAUGUGCGGAUGGUUGCAAUGACGGCUUCUCUGGAGAAUCCUGUCGUACCAAAUGCCCUGGACAAUGCAAACGUUGUGACAGAUAUCAGAGUGAACGCUGUCUGGAGUGCAACUCCGGCUAUUUUGGCGACUUUUGUCAACGGAGUUGCCAUACGUGUGGAGAAGCCGGGUGUGACAACGAAGGAAUGUGUAAAGAACGUCCUCAGAACUGUGAAGGGGGAGUUAUUUGUGGGAAGACGUGUAUCCAGAAAUGCCGUCUUUGCAGCCAUACUGGAACUUGCAGUCAAUGCCAGUCAAACUAUGUAGGGGAUAGUUGCCAAAAGCUGUGUUCGAACUGCCUUGGAACAUGCACGCAAGCUGGUUGUUCCGGUGGUUGCAGUUGUGGAUAUACUGGCGACUUUUGCCAGAAACAGUGCAGCAGCAACUGCCUAGAGUCUUGUAACAACAACAGAAGUUUGUUGAUGUGCGACAGUGUUGAUGGAACCUGUCUAAAGGGUUGCAAAGAUGGACAUUUUGGAGAACGGUGCCAACACAGGUGUAACAAGAACUGUAAACAGAAGAUCUGCGUUCAGGAAGGAGGCAAAUGUCGCCAUGGCUGUAACAGCGGGUACUAUGGGGAAAGCUGUGAAAACUCCUGCACCAACUGUAAGCAGGACAUGUGUACAAGAGACGGACGAUGCUAUGAAUGUAAAAAUGGUUAUUACGGUCCGAACUGUGACUUAAGAUGUGAGUCAAUAUGCACGUUGGCUUGUGAGAGGUACACUGGCGUCUGCGUGGCCCCAAACACUACCGUCGAUGUCACUAAAAAAAACCAUGGCGCUACAGGAGUGGGCCAGCUCCCCGCCGUCAGUUCCUCCACCCAGAACAGCUCCUUGUUCAAUCUGGGAGAAUCGAAAUCUGAACCCAAUGGACGUCCACACGGCAUCGUGUUUUGGUCAUGCAUUGCCGCCGCCAUCGCUGUAGCUACUGUCGUCGUCCUCACGUGCAUUGGCGUGUGCCACCAAAGAUUCAAGAAUCGGCGUCUCCGAAGGAAGGAGGAGAUGAUUCCUGUGGCUCGUAAAAUAAGCCAAGAAGACCCUGUCCCGGAAGUACCUUCCACGGCUAAUUCAUAUGCCUGCCAAAAUGACUACGAGGAAAUACCUGAAAUGUCUGAUGACGUCAGCGGUUUGACACGUUUAAAUAUCGACGAGAGCCAGGCCGUUGUGAGAGAAGAUGUCCACAUUCCAAGAGAAACCAAAAUGCCAAGGAAGGUUUAUCUGAGAGACAAUACGAGGAAUUAUAGGUCCAAGGAUGUCCAUGUGAAUAAGUACCUGUCGGUUAUGGACACUGCCCCCACUGAUGGAUACCUCGACAUCAUAGGCUGACUCCAGACGUAUAUACUAGUGGGGAUCACUGAGCAGACUUUAAUACUGGACACAUUUCGUUACAGGCUCUACAAGUAUAUACCAGUAGGGCCCGAUAAGUAUACUUUAAUACUGGACACAUUUCGUUACGAACUCUACAAGUGUAUAUCAGUGGGCCCGAUGAGCAUACUUUAAUACUGGACAC
Molecule: messenger RNA, 1742 nt
Organism: Haliotis rubra (blacklip abalone)
Lineage: Eukaryota; Metazoa; Mollusca; Gastropoda; Lepetellida; Haliotidae
Product: protein draper-like
Exons: 5
Coding region: 41-1558 (505 amino acids)
Molecular function (GO): scavenger receptor activity
Source: RefSeq, a predicted model, not a curated record